AUGACUUUUCCUAAGCCUGCCAUCGACCAUGAACUGGCUGCUUUUCUGGCUGCCACUCCUGCAACGAACGACGCAGAAAUAACACCAGAGACGAUUCCUAUCUUGAGAGAGUUCUAUACACAGGUCACAUUAGAGUCAAUUACCGCUGGAAGAUCGAUCAAGCAUGAACAGCACACUGUCCCCGUUCCCGGCGGCGAAAUUAUCCUCUCUGUUCUUAAGCCUGCCGAGGUAAACGAGCCGACUCCAGCUAUCUACUACAUUCACGGUGGUGGCACAUUUAUGGGAAACCGCUUCUCCAGUAUUCCCCUGGUUGAUCGCUGGAUUGAAAAGCUUGGAGUUACAAUCAUUACUGUCGAAUACCGACUGACCCCUGAGCACCAGUAUCCAAUCCCCUUUGAAGAUUGUUAUACUGGCUUUAAGUGGGUGGGAGAGCAUCUUACCGAGCUUGGAAUUGACGGGUCUCGACUGAUGACUGCUGGGCAUUCUGCCGGUGCUAAUUUUGCAUUGGCGGUAGCUCUACGAGCUCGCGACGAGAACGGCCCUAAGAUCUGCGGUCAAUUAUUGAUGUGUCCUAUGCUCGACCAUCGUAACGAAACUACUUCUGUUAAGCAGUUCUUCACUGGAGCAUCAUGGACCGGUAAACUCAACGCGAAAGGCUGGGAGAUGUAUCUUGGUGAUCAUGGAAAGGGUGAAGGCGCUAAAGUAGAUAUUCUGGCUUCGCCAGGUAUUGCCGAAGCUGCCGAUUAUGUGGGACUCCCUACCACAUUUGUUGAUGUGGGUGCUGCUGAGCCCUUCCGUGAUGAGUGUAUUACAUUUGUCAGUAAACUCGCGCAGGUCGGUGUACCGACAGAAUUCCAUAUAUGGCCUGGCGCUUUCCACGCAUUCGACGAAUUUUGCCCGACUGCUGCCGUGUCGAAGCGAUCAAUCGAAACCAGAGAAGGCUGGGCGACAAGCGUUCUGUCUAAAAAGGAGUAG
This is a messenger RNA of Penicillium taxi, 975 nucleotides long. RefSeq names its product alpha/beta hydrolase. The record is from RefSeq and is a predicted model, not a curated record. The transcript has a single exon. The coding region runs from base 1 to 975 and encodes 324 amino acids. NCBI's taxonomy places the organism in Eukaryota, Fungi, Ascomycota, Eurotiomycetes, Eurotiales, Aspergillaceae. Gene Ontology annotation, molecular function: hydrolase activity.